Messenger RNA from Fusarium subglutinans, 1014 nucleotides. RefSeq names its product 26s proteasome regulatory subunit rpn11. The record is from RefSeq and is a predicted model, not a curated record. NCBI's taxonomy places the organism in Eukaryota, Fungi, Ascomycota, Sordariomycetes, Hypocreales, Nectriaceae. Gene Ontology annotation, biological process: proteasome-mediated ubiquitin-dependent protein catabolic process; protein deubiquitination. Gene Ontology annotation, molecular function: proteasome binding; protein binding; metallopeptidase activity. The coding region runs from base 1 to 1014 and encodes 337 amino acids. Gene Ontology annotation, cellular component: proteasome regulatory particle, lid subcomplex. The transcript is spliced from 3 exons.
AUGGAACGCUUCAGGAGUUUACUUGGUGGCGGUGGAAUGGGCCUCGGAGGAGCUGCACAUGGCACUGACAACACAAACCUGAUUGAUAACUCCGAGACGGUCUAUAUCUCCUCCCUUGCCCUACUCAAAAUGCUCCGACACGGUCGCGCAGGUGUGCCCAUGGAAGUCAUGGGUCUGAUGCUUGGCGAGUUUGUGGAUGACUUCACUGUAAAGGUUAUGGACGUGUUUGCCAUGCCUCAGAGCGGUACCGGUGUUAGUGUCGAGGCUGUCGACCCCGUUUUCCAGACCAAGAUGAUGGACAUGCUUAGGCAAACAGGAAGACCCGAGUCGGUCGUCGGAUGGUACCACUCGCAUCCUGGUUUCGGUUGCUGGCUUUCUUCCGUUGAUAUCAACACACAGCAGUCAUUCGAGCAACUGAACCCCCGCGCCGUUGCCGUUGUCAUUGAUCCUAUCCAGUCCGUGAAGGGCAAAGUCGUCAUUGACGCUUUCCGACUCAUCAACCCCCAGCUGUUGAUGCUUGGGCAAGAGCCUCGACAGAGCACUAGCAACUUGGGUCACCUCAACAAGCCCUCGAUCCAGGCUCUCAUCCACGGCCUGAACCGACACUACUACUCGAUCGGAAUCAACUACCGCAAGACCGCGCUCGAAGAGAACAUGCUCAUGAACCUGCACAAGCACGUUUGGACUGAAGCUCUGGAGAUGGACGAUUUCCGACAUGAGGGUUGCAAGAACAAGGACAGACUGCAACAGCUGGUCUCAUUGGCGGAUGGCUACGAGAAGCGCGUAAAGGAGGAAACUGAGCUGACUAAGGAUCAGCUCAAGACUCGAUACGUUGGCAAGUUGGAUCCCAAGAAGCAUCUCGAGGAUGUUGGUCAGGAGCUCAUUGAGGACAACAUUGUCUCCGUGUCGAGACAAAUGAUCGACAAGGAGGCCACCAUGCCCAGGAAGGAGGGCCAAGCAGGGUCCAAGGGGCAAGUGAACGGUGAACAAAUGGACGUGGAAGAGGAGUUAUAA